CAGUAAUUGGACUUGGGCUUUUCUGUGCAUUAAGUACAAUCGGUGUUGUUGACUUGUGCGUUCCGUCUUUCCUUAACAAAAAGGUGAUCUUCGUUCCUGAGAAAAUCUAGGGUUUCUGAAAUCGAGGAGAGAUCAAUCUAAUCAAACAAUGGCAAAUCAAGUGAUCUCCGGAAUCAAGGAAACAGCUCAAUCGAUCACCGGUGCGGCUCGUCCAUGGGGAGAUUUCCUCGAUCUAUCCGCCUUCAGCUUCCCUUCAUCCAUCGCCGAUGCGACAACUCGCCUGACUCAAAACCUUACUCACUUCCGCAUCAACUACAGUAUCAUUCUCUCUAUCCUCCUAGCUCUAACCUUAAUCACACGUCCCAUCGCCAUCCUCGCAUUCGUCGCCGUGGGCUUAGCUUGGUUCUUCCUCUAUUUCGCUCGCGAGGAGCCUCUGUCGAUCUUCGGACUCACUGUUGACGACGGCAUCGUGGUGGUGCUUCUCAUUGGUCUUACGAUCGGGUCGUUGGUCACCACAGGAGUGUGGCUGAGAGCUCUCACCACCGUUGGAUUCGGUGUUGUGGUGUUGAUCCUGCACGCAGCGCUAAGAGGAACGGAUGAUCUUGUGAGUGACGAUCUGGAAUCACCAUAUGGACCCAUGCUCUCAACCGCCGGCGGUGGUAAUGACGGCGCUCGUGGUGAUUACAGUGGAAUCUGAUCGACACACAUUGCUUCUGAUUGAUAACGAAUUUGGGGAUUUAGGGUUUUGCUGUUUGUAAAUUGUCAUUGUUUCUUUUUUUUUGGUGUUAAUGAAAAAUGUUCAUGACAAAUUAAAAUCGGGUCUAGAAAAAGAAUCAAUGCUGUCUAAUUAGCCUAUGUUGUAACAUUAAGGCUACAAUCCUUUUGCAGUUGCUCGAAUAGCGCCAAUGCACUUUUUGGGUUCCAUUA
Molecule: messenger RNA, 927 nt
Organism: Capsella rubella
Lineage: Eukaryota; Viridiplantae; Streptophyta; Magnoliopsida; Brassicales; Brassicaceae
Product: PRA1 family protein D
Exons: 1
Coding region: 149-697 (182 amino acids)
Biological process (GO): vesicle-mediated transport
Cellular component (GO): endoplasmic reticulum; Golgi apparatus
Source: RefSeq, a predicted model, not a curated record